AAGUUGAAUUUCGUUGUCCUCCUUUUUUUGGUCAUUUGAAAAAACAUUGAUUUUUACGAAAUUUCAAACCUUUGUGGAUUGGGACUCAUAAAUCUUCGCGAAAGAAUCUGAGAAUCCAACACCAGAUUCCGGCGCCGGACCCGCCGGUGAUCAAAUCAGGUCUUUCGAUCUCCCGCGGAAUUACAUUGUUUCGAUUCGGAUCUAAGAUUCCGGAUUUUCUGUGGGACAUUGAUCUUCUUCGUCUUGGUGGUGGGUGUGACAAGUGAACAAAAAUGUCAAAGGUCGUGUAUGAGGGAUGGAUGGUGAGGCAUGGAAGGAGGAAGAUCGGACGAUCGUACAUUCACAUGAGAUAUUUCGUUUUGGAACCUCGUCUCUUGGCUUAUUACAAGAAGAAGCCACAGGACAAUCAGAGUAUGGUUGUGAGGGUAGAGACUGGACUGUCAAGAGAUUAGAGAAACAAUAGGAACAAGUCGCAGCUUGAUAAGUUACUAUAAGAGCUUCUCAAAUGGAUGAUGAGCUUGCCUCCUAUAUGGUCUCUAACACAUGCUCUCUGUAUGAAUCACGUAGCUUCCUAUCAAGACGAUGGUGAUUGAUGGCAACUGUAGAGUUGAGGAUCGAGGCUUGAAGACACAUCAUGGACAUAUGGUUUACGUGCUGUCUAUUUAUAACAAGAAAGAAAAAAGCCAUAGAAUCACGAUGGCAGCGUUCAACAUCCAGGAAGCUUUAAUGUGGAAGGAGAAAAUUGAGUAUGUCAUUGAUCAGCAUCAAGAGUCCCUAGUUCCUAGUGGUCAGCAAUAUAUUUCUUUUGAAUAUAAGCCUGGGAUGGAUGUUGGAAGGACUGCUUCAUCUUCAGACCAUGAAAGCCCGUUCAGUGCGCUGGAGGAUGAAGAUGACGCUCGACGUGAUUUAUUGAGGAGGACAACUAUUGGAAAUGGCCCUCCAGAAUCAAUAUUUGACUGGACUAAGGAGUUUGACGCUGAGUUGUCAAACCAAAACUCCAGCAACCAAGCAUUUUCAAGAAAACACUGGCGUCUCCUUCAGUGCCAAAAUGGUCUACGAAUUUUUGAAGAGCUACUUGAAGUUGAUUAUCUUCCUAGAAGCUGCAGCAGGGCAAUGAAAGCUGUUGGUGUAGUGGAGGCCACAUGUGAGGAAAUAUUCGAGCUUGUGAUGAGCAUGGAUGGCACUCGUUAUGAGUGGGACUGCAGUUUUCAUAAUGGGAGAUUAGUGGAAGAGGUAGAUGGUCACACAGCAAUACUCUAUCACAGACUCCUGCUCGACUGGUUUCCAAUGGUUGUGUGGCCUCGUGAUCUCUGCUAUGUACGUUAUUGGCGUCGUAAUGACGAUGGAAGUUAUGUGGUAUUGUUUCGUUCUAGGGAGCAUGAGAAUUGUGGUCCACAACCUGGAUUUGUUCGGGCUCAUCUUGAGAGUGGAGGAUUUAACAUCGCCCCACUAAAACCUCGGAAUGGAAGGCCCAGAACACAAGUGCAACAUCUUAUACAAAUCGAUCUAAAAGGGUGGGGUGCAGGUUAUCUUCCAGCAUUUCAACAACAUUGUCUUCUUCAAAUGCUGAACAGUGUCUCUGGUUUGCGCGAGUGGUUCUCGCAGACAGAUGAUAGAGGUCAUCCGAUUAGGAUCCCUGUUAUGGUGAAUAUGGCAUCUUCUUCCUUAGCCUUGGGCAAAGGUGGAAAGCCUCAGCAUAAGUCUUCCCUUUCUAUUGAUCAAUCAAAUGGGGCCAGCAGAAACUCUGUGCUAAUGGAUGAAGACUCGGACGAUGACGAUGAGUUUCAGAUAGCUGAAUCAGAGCAAGAGCCUGAAACGAGUAAGCCGGAGAAUCUCGCCAAGAAAACAGAAGAGGAACCUGCUCUCAACAUUGAUCUGUCUUGCUUCUCGGGUAAUUUACGACACGAUGAUAACGAAAAUGCACGUAACUGUUGGAGGAUUUCUGAUGGGAACAACUUCAAAGUCCGUGGCAAGAGUUUCUGCGAGGAUAAAAGGAAGAUUCCUGCUGGGAAGCAUCUAAUGGAUCUUGUCGCCGUCGAUUGGUUCAAAGACACUAAAAGAAUGGAUCAUGUGGUUAGACGCAAGGGCUGUGCAGCACAAGUUGCUGCAGAGAAGGGUCUUUUCUCAUUGGUAGUAAAUGUUCAAGUUCCUGGAUCAACACACUACAGUAUGGUAUUUUAUUUCGUGGCAAAAGAACUCGUACCUGGAUCCCUCUUCCAACGAUUUGUCGAUGGUGAUGACGAAUUUCGGAAUAGUAGGCUCAAGCUUAUACCCUUAGUCCCCAAGGGUUCAUGGAUAGUAAGGCAAAGUGUGGGAAGCACCCCGUGUCUCCUCGGGAAAGCAGUGGAUUGCAACUACAUCCGUGGUCCAACAUACUUGGAAAUAGAUGUAGAUAUCGGUUCAUCCACCGUGGCAAAUGGAGUUCUCGGUCUUGUCAUUGGCGUAAUCACAUCUUUGGUUGUCGAAAUGGCUUUCCUUGUACAGGCGAAUACACCGGAAGAAUUGCCGGAACGGCUUAUCGGGGCAGUGAGGGUUUCUCAUAUAGAGCUAUCUUCGGCUAUAGUUCCUAAUUUGGAUUCAGAUUAGUUUCUUAAGGUCUCUCUUCCAAACCCCUAACUCAAAAGCUUUACAUCAACUUCAUGUUUGGUCUUGUCUCCUUACAUACACUGUCUAUUCUUUUCUUUCCUGUUUUCUCUCCUAAUCGUUUUAAUGUUACAUUAUAUAAUGAGAAAGAGGAAGGAAAGUAUUGUUUUACUUUAUACAAAAUUAAGCAACAUGAAUACAUGAUAU
Messenger RNA from Eutrema salsugineum, 2790 nucleotides. RefSeq names its product protein ENHANCED DISEASE RESISTANCE 2-like. Gene Ontology annotation, molecular function: lipid binding. The transcript is spliced from 22 exons. Lineage: Eukaryota; Viridiplantae; Streptophyta; Magnoliopsida; Brassicales; Brassicaceae. The record is from RefSeq and is a predicted model, not a curated record. Bases 583 to 2586 code for a protein of 667 amino acids.